GGCUGGCCCUGGGAUCGCUGGUGUCAGAGUGCGCCUCAGUGGAAUCUGGAUGAGAAGAGAGUUGGGCAGUAUCGUGCAAGGACGCGGCUGAAAUGUUACAGAUAUCUUGCACAAUUUGUAUCUACAUCUUCUGCUGCCUUGUUCCGUUACUGAAUGGUGACAGUGUGGCUUAUUACACUGCUGCCGUGUAUGAACACCAUGCCAUACUUAACCAGAAUUCCUCCACUCUGACUGACCGCAAAUCUGCACUGGAGUUUAUGUUCCAAAAUCUUGAUAUCUAUGAAAUACAAGUGGCCACCGCAGCAGAAAGGGGAGCCCAGAUCAUUGUGUUUCCUGAGGAUGGAAUUCAUGGAUUUAACUAUACUAGGCAGUCCAUUUACCCAUAUUUGGAUUUUCUUCCCCCUUCUCACCUGCUUCCUUGGAAUCCAUGCCAAGAGCCUGACCGAUUUAGUGAUACAGAGGUGCUCCAGAGGCUUAGCUGCAUGGCAGUGAAGGGCAGGAUGUAUUUGGUUGCAAAUCUAGGAACUAAAGUACCUUGUGAGCAUCAUCAUUUUCGGUGCCCAGAUGGUAGAUACCAGUUCAAUACAAACGUUGUAUUUAGUUCCAAUGGUACACUUGUUGCCAGCUACUUUAAGCAAAACUUGUACUUUGAAUAUGGCUUUGAUAUACCUCCUAAGGCACAGCACGUGGUUUUCAACACACCCUUUGCCAGCAAAUUUGGACUUAUAACAUGCUUUGAUAUACUAUUUUACAAGCCUGCAGUUAGCCUUGUCGAAAGUCAUAUGGUGAAACAUAUCUUGUAUCCAACAGCUUGGAUGAACCAGCUUCCACUGUUGUCAGCCAUUCAAAUCCAGAGGGCCUUUGCUUCUGCUUUUGGCAUUAAUUUAUUGGCAGCAAACAUUCACCAUACAAAACUGGGCAUGACUGGCAGUGGCAUAUAUAGUCCAUCCCAGUCCUACUUUUACUUUGAUAUGACAAGUGACAAUGGUAAGUUGCUUAUAGGUAAAGUUCCGGUGGAUCCAUUGCCAGCAGGUCACAAUGCGCAGGUUUCUUUUGGGAGCCAGAAUAUAAAUAGAUUACACUGGCUACAUGGUGAUGUCUGUGAAUUAGACAGAGCAGAGCACUGUAGGGCAUCACUACUCAGACACCAGCUGCCACCAUCAGAGUUCCAGGCAGAAAUGAUGUAUGAUAAUUUCACUUUUAUCCCCCUGGCAGCAGUUGAAGGGGCAGUAAAAGUUUGUUCUUCCUUCUGCUGCUAUCUGAAUUACACGAAAACCUUGGAAUCAGAUGAAUUCUAUGCUCUGGGUAUUUUUGAUGGUCUCCACACAGUACAUGGCACAUAUUACCUACAGAUAUGCGCAUUGGUGAAGUGCGGUGGCCUGGAGCCUGAAACAUGUGGACAGGAGGUCACUGAGGCCGGUACCAUAAUAAACUUUCAGCUGUGGGGAAAUUUCACUACCAAACACAUCUUUCCUAUGUUGCUUACCUCCGGGGUGACUUUACACCUCCCUGACUCCUGGGGAUGGAAGGACUCUCACUGCUACAUGAAAAACGAAAAUAUGUCUUCUGGUUUAGUGACGGCUGCAUUGUAUGGAAGAUUGUAUAAUCUAGAUUAAAGUGUCAUAUACCUCAUUGGCAACAAAGGGGGAUAUUAGCAAGUGGCAUAGGAGCACUUUUAUCAAAAAAUGGGCCUCAAGUUCCUGCCUAUUGUUGCUUGCACCACUAGUCAAUGCUAGGACAUGUGCUCAUAAAUGGUACAGAAAUAUGUAUGAGUCAGCUCAUACAUAUUUUUCAGGAUUUACCCUCUCCCACCCUGGCACUCACAGCCACACACUGGCAGUAUUUGUACCUAAUUUUAUUUCUAUCCUCCAUUGAAAAACACUGAAACAGCACUCAAACUCCUCAAAACAGAUGCACCUGGAAUUAAACCAGUCUAAGUUGGUCUCUUUGUUUCUAAAUCUUUGUAUUGAACAAGUAAUAUUCUAUCACCAUGGUUACACACCCUUUAAUUGUGUGUGUGGUCUCAGGGGCAAAUAUAAAAAGAGUGCACAAUUAACAAGGGAGUCCAAAAGCAGGUGUAAACUAGAGUGCUGCACCUUGCCUCAGUGGCAUUUAGGGUGCCAGUGGGCCCAGGGCAAAGACCUCACUGCGCCCUCUAUUGCCACCCCAAUACAUUUGUAAUAGUGAUACCCUCAAGCAGGGGGGCAAAAACAGAUGGUCUGUGUUUACCAAAGCAGAAUUGAGGUCCAGAUGCACCUCCCUGAACUAAAAGCCAGUAUUACAAAAUGGGAGAAAAAGUGAAAACAUUUAGAGGUUGUAUAACUAUUGUGCUCUCCCACUGGAUCAAAACAAGUGGACUGCCAUUUUAGAUGGUCUCUUUAGUCAAAGUUAAAACAGAUGAAAGGUUUGAUAGUGUGCCCCUGUGCAAUUGCCCCUUUUGCCCAUUUAGUAAAACAGUCCUGUUGGCAUUAAUAGGUGUGGUUUAACAUGCAAAAGGUCAUGUGUUUUUGAACUAGCCCUGUGCCAACUGCUACAGAAUUCAAAUAUCCUGUCUCUCAAUCAUGGAUUAGGCAUGGGAUGGUACAUAAAACUACAAAGUAUUACAUGUAAUAUCAGUCACCAUGCCACAUUCACAAGCACUAUAGGCAUGGUGAUUUGUUUUAGAUAAAAUGCUUAAUAAGCUAAGGUUUUGUACUGUUUCACAAGUAACCUGUGGUUGAAGAACGUCACUUAACUUUACUUCUGUAUUGUAACUUCACUAACUAAUGGAACCAGCACCAGAAGGGAACUAGACUUUGCCACAAAUAGAGCAAUUAGAUACAUUAGGACAUAAUGCUGUGCCUGAUUUGAACACCUUAAAGAUUUUGGAACUUCACUCUCAGGGCAGACAAAUAAUUCACCUCCUGUUCAUAAUGACCUUCUUUUGUACUUAUCCAUUGGCAAUGUAAUUAUGCCUAUUUUAGUGAAAUUUGCCUCAUUCUGUCCCACGCAAUUUUUAUCCCAAUGGAACUACGCUGGAAUACUUGGGCUGCUAUACACUCAGAAUAGCUGUUGUAAAUAAGCCCUCUCCCCUUUCUCAUCUUGUUGCACCCAGUCCUCAAUAAAAGCCUAAGGAUAAUGGUAUAUUAAAACAUGCACGUGCUUGAAAACAUGGUGCUUGAAAAUAAUUACAUAUGUUUUUAAUAAGUUAAUGUGCUCAUUAUUUCAGAGAUGAUGGGUACAAGAAUGUGUGCUUACUUUUUUCUUUUCUAACAUAAUGAGAAUAGGAAAUGUUCAUGGCUAAAGUACCUCUAAUGAAGAACUCUCCAAGGACAGCGCAUAUUGAAUAGAUGACAGGGUAAGAAGUCAGGAACUCACUGCUAGAUUCUUUGAGCCAAUUAGAAUGUUUCUGCUAGUAAGACAGGCUUUGUAUGACAAAUAAUGAAAAUAAUGAAAUGGAAAUGUAUGGAAAUAGCAUUUAAAGAGACUUAGAGCUUAUAGGUGAGCUAAUAGUUAUCAGCUCUUCUGAUUUAUUUUUCUACCCUUCAUUAUGAAUUCCUUCCUCAGACAUAUAGGAGGGUUCUUUAUAAUGACAUAUCAAGGUUGGCCUGGGGUAUGAGAACACUCAAUGUAUGCCACAUACACACACUGCAUAACCACCGAGAUUUUAACAAGAGGCUUUCAUCAGGGGAAAAUACAAAAAAAGGCAUAAUAUUAUCAAAUAUAUUGAUUUAUUCAAGAACAAUAGUUAAACUUUAUUUUUAUUAAAUGAUUCAUCAGGCUGAAAGAUUUUUUCUUUCUCUGUUUCCUGUGAGUCCACAUGGUAUAAUAAUUAACAAAUGGAACACUGAGCCCCAUAACCUCUAACAUUCUUUUUUGCUGUUGUUUUUCCAUAGACAAAAAAAUCACAACCACCUAGCAAUGGAUUGUGCCAUAAAUAGAAUGUAUUGGGAGAUAUUGGACUUGAUGGUAUAUUGUCUGUGAAUACUUCAGCCUUGUGCUUUGUUAUACAUUAAUCAUAAAAGUAUUUAUGACUGGAUACAAAUAGAAAGGCACAGAGCCAGAUACUAAUCUCAGUGCACAAUUACAGCAGUUAUACAGCAGUAUAACUUGGGCUCUGUGGGCCCCAUUAACCACACCCAGGAAUCACAAAAUGUGGGAAGGUCGGGGGGUUGUUCAGAAUGGGAAAUACAGGCCAUAGAGGCUGGGGUGAAAGCCAUAGGUCCUUACUGUUCCCCCUCUGUCUGAGGGACCAUCCUUAGUUGAGAGGUAUGCUCCUUGCUAAUUACUCGCACGUCAGUCUAAAUACCAAUAUGUGUGCCCUUUUGAAUGCUUCCCUAUUUCUACUUUUACCAAAUAAAAUGCACACAAACACCAUUAA
Molecule: messenger RNA, 4360 nt
Organism: Xenopus tropicalis (tropical clawed frog)
Lineage: Eukaryota; Metazoa; Chordata; Amphibia; Anura; Pipidae
Gene: btd
Product: biotinidase
Exons: 4
Coding region: 93-1616 (507 amino acids)
Molecular function (GO): hydrolase activity, acting on carbon-nitrogen (but not peptide) bonds, in linear amides; biotinidase activity; hydrolase activity
Source: RefSeq, a predicted model, not a curated record